This is a messenger RNA of Nerophis lumbriciformis (worm pipefish), 1638 nucleotides long. Lineage: Eukaryota; Metazoa; Chordata; Actinopteri; Syngnathiformes; Syngnathidae. The record is from RefSeq and is a predicted model, not a curated record.
AUGAACUCAGAAAGCUGUUUGUGUGAUGACUCCAAGACCGGCAGCAAUGGACAAAGGAUUUUUGUCAACAGAAGCUUGACGCUGGAAAACAUCAAAUGUUACGGCUUUGAUAUGGACUACACGCUGGCAAUGUACAAGUCUCCCGACUAUGAGAGCCUGGGCUUUGAACUCAUAAGAGACAGAAUGGUAUCUGUGGGCUACCCUCAUGAGAUUCUGCGGUACACAUAUGAUCCCAGCUUUCCCACCAGGGGCUUAGUGAUUGACACAACAUACGGCAACCUCCUGAAGGUGGACUCCAACGGGAACAUACUAGUGUGCAGUCAUGGCUUUUGGUUCCUCAAAGGCGAGGAGAUUCAUCGAUAUUACCCCAAUAAGUUCAUCCAGAGAGACGACACGGACCGUUUCUACAUUCUAAACACGCUCUUCAACUUGUCAGAAACAUAUCUUUACUCCUGCCUUGUGGAUUUCUUCACUAAAUGUAGCAGAUACAAACCUGUGCUAAAAGGUUACCACCAUGGCGAUCUGUUCAUGUCGUAUAGAAGCAUGUUUCAGGAUGUUCGAGACGCUAUGGACUUCAUUCAUGACACGGGAAUCCUCAAAGACAAAACAAUCAGGAAUAUUGAUAAAUAUAUCAUCCAAGACCCCAACAUUAUCACCCUCUUAAUUCGGAUUAAAAAGGUGGCCAAGAUUUUUCUUGCCACCAACAGCGACUACAAGUACACUGAGGCCGUAAUGACAUACCUUCUUGAACAUGGUGUCAAGGCUUCAACUAGGUCCUGGCGCUCCUUCUUUGACCUGAUUGUUGUGGACACGAAGAAACCGCUGUUCUUCGCUGGGGGAACGGUGCUCCGACAAGUUGACACGAACACAGGGAAACUUCGGAUUGGGACGUACACCGGUGCUCUCCAGCAUGGAACCGUGUACUCGGGAGGCUCGUCAGAUAUAGUGUCCGAUCUGCUGGACGUCAAAGGUAAGGACAUCCUCUAUGUGGGAGAUCAUAUCUUUGGAGACAUUCUCAAGUCCAAGAAGCGCCAAGGCUGGAAAACCUUCCUGGUGGUUCCGGAGCUCACCAAGGAGCUUCAAGUUUGGGAGAAGAAGAAAAAUUGGUUUGAAGAGCUGAAAAGUCUCGACCUUUCCCUUGCUGAGAUUUACAAGCACCUGGACACCAGCAGUCAGGACAUUGCUGAUAUCGGCAACAUUGAGACCAGAAUGAAGAUUCUCACCACCUGGAUGGACACGUCUUACGGUCAGAUGGGUAGCUUGCUGCGGAGCGGCUCCAGGCAGACGUUGUUUGCUAGCCAGCUAAUGCGCUACGCCGACCUCUACUCGGCCAGCUGUGUAAGCCUGCUGCGCUACCCCCUCAAUUACCUCUUCAUGGCUCCUCCUGUACUGAUGCCCCAUGAGGCCCCGACGCUCAACACUGCAGACUUUCCUUCCAGCCCGCUCAACAACUGUCAGUGUGAAAAAGCGAUAAGGUUGCCCUCAGGGUUCAAACAUGAGGCACACACGGGAGCACUGACACCUAAUCUCAACAACCUGAGAGAGGACGACGAGAGGGACGGCUUGGGGGGAGGGCGAGGGGCCUGCAUUCCUCCCCAAACGCUCCCCUCACGCCCCCAGACCUGCUAUACACUAUAA